AUGGAAAUCCUCUCCUUAGCAUUAGCUUUACUGUAUUUGUUUCAUUCAUCUUCAGCAAGUGUUCAUAACGAAAGUUUAAAUGGUGGUGACGCAGCAGUUCAUAUGUAUUCAUCGUAUCUGUACAUUUUUGAGUUGGAGUCACUUCAGUGUCAAAGAAUUGCAAUAACAAGCCCUGUUUUCAAGGAACAUGCGACAAUGGUAAAUGCAGAUGCUUUGCAGGAUGGGGCGGCGAACAGUGUGAUCAUUGCCAUGGGCGCAUUAACAGAUAACUCUGAAACAAUUGCCGAUGGGCCACAAAACUAUACAGCUUCCUCGAGAUGUAUGUGGAUUAUUGAGGGUAAAAAUAACAGUGGUCCAUUAUUGUUUAAAUUAAAUCAGUUCGAAACCGAGUGUAGUUGGGACCAUGUAUAUUUUUAUGACGGAGAUGGUGUUUAUGGCGAGCAACUUGCUGCAUUCAGCGGCACCCAGACAGGUCAGGAAUUUGUUGCAAAGUCUGGGAAGGCAUUGGUGUUUUUCUUUAGUGAUAUAGCUUUUCAAACUGCGGGUUUUGAUAUCAGUUUUUAUAAUGGUGCAUGCAAAAAAAAUUGUUCAUCACAUGGCGAGUGUAAUGAUGGUGUUUGUCGUUGCAACGAAGGUUAUACGGGAGAGUUUUGUGAAACUCCUGUUUGCCCUCAGAAAGGAGAUAAUCGCCCGUGCGGGCAUGGCUCAUGUCUGAUGGACAACAAAUGUUUAUGUCAAAUUUUAUAUCACGGAGACAGAUGUCAGAAAAAAAGUAGUCAAAGUGUUUUUGAAACGGUGCUUGUGACUGGUAAGCCGAUGAGUGGUCGUGCUUCCCAUGCAUCGGUAUUAGUGAACAAUAAAGUAUGGAUAAUUGGUGGCACAUUCUUUUCUGGAAGCACUCAUAAUUUUGUUGCGGUGUAUAAUACUGUGAAUGCUAGCUGGGAAGAAAUAAGGACUGAGAAUGGACCUUCUAUACGUUAUGACCAUUCUCUUGUCCGCUAUAAGGAGAAACUAUUAAUGUUUGGAGGGGUGACAGCAGAAAAUGUUGUCACGAACGAAUUGUGGAGCUUGAAUAUGGCAACUUUAGAGUGGGUGAAUGAAACUGCAUUUACGAAUUUGUCUUCUAGUGAAUUACCUAUCGCAGUUGCUGGUCAUAAGGCUCAUGUUAUCGCGGAUGAAAUGUUUAUUUUUUACGGGUACAAUCCGACUUUUGGUCUUUUGCACAAAGUGCAAAAGUAUAAUUUAGUGAACAAAUCUUGGCAAAAUGUAGUUGAUGAAGGCCCUCCUUUAUAUGGACGCUUUGCUCAUAGUUUAGUGACUUAUAAAAAAAAUGGUAGUGAAGUCAUUUUGAUCUAUGGGGGUUUUAUGCCAUCGAAAGACCAUGGAAAGAAACCUUCUGGUAGUGAUUCACUUGUGGAAUACAGUAGCCAUAUAUCGCUAACUUCUGGUCUGUCUCCCGUGUUUCGACAUUCCGCAUCUUUAAUAAAUCGGAUGAUGAUUGUCAUUGGCGGAAAUAUACAGAAUGAAGUAGCCGCACACAGUGCUUUGAAAUGUUACUCGCCUGUUGUACAGCAGUAUGAUAUUGAUUGUAACACUUGGUCAACUUUGGAUAGUGAUUCUUUGGUACCUCGAUACGGUCACACAUCAGUAGGUACUAAAGAUAACAUAUUCGCAUUUGGCGGGUUCAAUGGUGUCAUGUUAAAUGAUGUCGUCAAGUUUACUCCAGGUGUUUGUGAGGGUAGGAAGCUUCAAGAAGAAUGUACUAACGAAGUCAAUGGUGUGCGGUGUGUUUAUCAAGGAAGUAAGUGCAAACAGUAUUACUCGGACAUAUCUUACGCUGUGACCUUUCAAGUUAGCACUGAAUGCAGUGCAGGUACGAGUUGUUCGUCUUGUACUGCUAUGGAAGGAUGUGGGUGGUGUAUUGAAACUCGCGAGUGUAUUGUUACUGAAAAUUUGUGUUCUGACAAAGAGAAACCAGUUGAAGCUCCAAAGUGCGCCGAAAUCACUGAUGUUCGUCCUUGCUCAUUUGCUCGUGAUUGUUCUUCUUGCAAGCAGUUGCCACAUUGUAGGUGGUUCCCCAUAGAAGAAACGAAGUGGAAAUGCAAAGAAGCGAGAGAAAUAAUAUUGGAUGAGGGAGAGCGUUUAACAACAAAUUUUGCUUCAUCCCGCUCACUUGCUGUGUUUACGGCAGCUGGAGGUAAUGUAACGUGUCCGGCUCCUUGUGCUGCGUACGAAACUUGUGACGACUGUUUUAAAGGGCAGUGUAUGUGGUGUCCUACAGUGCGUAAAUGUAUUGCAUUGGAUACAUAUCUUAUAAAUUUCCCGUAUGGUCAGUGUCAAACCUGGAUAACCAGCAAUACUUAUGCAAGCCGCAGGAAUGUUUGUCAGCAGGAUCCGUCUGAUUGUUCGAAACAAAAGACUUGCUUGGAUUGUCUGGGUAUUAGUCCUGGUUGUGGGUGGUGUGAUGAUGGUUCUGGGACAGGUAUUGGCGAGUGCAUUCCUGGCAGUGCAACUGGUCCUAAUAAUGCUAGUUUAUGUCCUGAUAGAUCCUGGUUUUUUACAAACUGUUCGGGUUGUCAGUGCAAUGGGCACAGCAACUGUACAUCUACACCGCCUUUCAAGUUACUUAACUUUUCUGAUCAGGUGUGUGUUCAGUGUGAUCAUAAUACUUGUGGCGAUCAUUGUCAGUUUUGCGCAGACGGAUUUUUUGGUGAUCCGCGUAAUGGAGGGACAUGCGAAAGUUGUCAAUGCAAUAACCAAGCGACUUCUUGUGAUAGGGAGACAGGAGACUGCUACUGUUUUACCAAAGGAGUAGUUGAGAAAAACUGCAGUCAGUGUGAUGGUAAUUAUGUGGGCGAUCCAGCAAAUGAUGAGCUUGCAGUCGAUUUUAUAUUUACUUUCAAUUUGGACAACAAUGAUCCGAACGACCAGUAUGUAACGCAGAUAAACUUCUACAGUGUACCGCAUAAACGCGAUACGGAUGUAACAUUUACCAUCAGUUGUGAGACAUUGAAACCGUACAAAGCGUAUGUGUCAGUUUCAUUGAACUCGUCACGAGAAGCCACCAAGCAUUUGAUGGCUAAUCAGCUGUGUGACGAGAACUCCUUACGUCGUACUUACAGUGCAAAUUCUGAACCUGCCUACGAGUUUGGUACUAGUGCGAAUACUACAUUUUUGGUUACAGUGCAAGGCUUCCGGACUCCCAUUAAAAUUGUGAUCUCAUUUUCGCAAUCCCCACCCAUCAACUGGGUUUUGUUCUUUGUUAUUUUUGCUGCGUGUUUUGUGAUAUUAUUAGUAGUCGCAGGACUUAUGUGGAUGAUAAAACUUCGCAUCGAGGUGUAUCGGAGGAACCAGAGGCAUUAUAAUGAAAUAGAGCAGUGGGCUUCUCGACCUUUUGCAUCUGUUCGACUUGAACUUGUUUCUCCUCGGGCGAAUUUUGUUAGUUUUGAAAGAAAUUUGAAAAUGGCCACGCCAAUAUCUGUGGAACCAUGCAACAAUUAUCGGGCUGGUGUAUUUACUUUGGCUGUACGGCUUCCCACAGGUGGACGGCAGUUCACACCGCACGGAACAUCAGGGUUAGCAGUGGCUUCUGCUAUGUGUUUGCUAACUCCAGCACAGCUAGGAGUUUUGCAAGCACCGGAGAAUAAAGAUGCUCAGCAUAAUCGUAAAACCACAAUUAUGCGUUACAUCCCAUUCAUUCGUGCUUCCUAG
This is a messenger RNA of Enterobius vermicularis (human pinworm), 3711 nucleotides long. The record is from the annotation of a GenBank genome assembly. Lineage: Eukaryota; Metazoa; Nematoda; Chromadorea; Rhabditida; Oxyuridae.